Molecule: messenger RNA, 669 nt
Organism: Meloidogyne enterolobii
Lineage: Eukaryota; Metazoa; Nematoda; Chromadorea; Rhabditida; Meloidogynidae
Source: the annotation of a GenBank genome assembly
UGUGCAUUUCAAUUUUUCUUAAAAAUGUCUACAACAAACAAGCGUCCACAUUCUCCCAGUUUAAACAACUUGGGUAAUCAAUUUUCACCAUCACAAGCACCUUCGGCCAAGCGCCAACAAUUACUCGACACAAUUUCAAAUUUAAAUUUCAAUGAUUUACUUACUCCCCCUUCUGACCCAUUAAUUCCCGAUUUUGCUAAAACAAUUAUUAGUCAACAGCAACAGAUAAUUAAACAACUAUCUGGUUUGUUGCAAGUCGCUUCGGAAAUUUUGACUGAUCAAACAACAAAUAAUAUUGAUUUUUCUUCUGCUUUUGAGCAGCGACAACGUGAACAUUUAUUAGUACUUACUGGCCUUCCAGAAAGUACUGAGACUCAACCUAUGGCAAGGGCUGAAAGUGAUAGCAAAGUUGUUCGACAAAUUUUAAAUGAACUACAAAUCGAUCGCUGUCUUCCCUCGGCUGUUUUCCGCCUUGGUAAACAACGACAACCAGGCUCUAAGCCUAGACCACUUAAAAUUCUUUUUCCAUGUUCAGCAGCGGUAACCGAGGCCCUUCGAAAUAAGAAAAAACUGAUUUGCAAUUUAAAGCACCUGUGCAUUUCAAUUUUUCUUAAAAAUGUCUACAACAAACAAGCGUCCACAUUCUCCCAGAUUAAACAACUUGGGUAA